Molecule: messenger RNA, 1876 nt
Organism: Sorghum bicolor (sorghum)
Lineage: Eukaryota; Viridiplantae; Streptophyta; Magnoliopsida; Poales; Poaceae
Product: receptor-like protein kinase
Exons: 3
Coding region: 92-1846 (584 amino acids)
Molecular function (GO): protein binding
Source: RefSeq, a predicted model, not a curated record
GCCAUAUGCACACAUGCCACUUUGGAUUCAGGAGGCUUGAUCAGCAGCCGCAAGUUCUGUUUUUCUGCAAGUGUCACAGAAAAGCAUCAAAAUGAGGCUAGUUUUGUGGCUUUGGUUCCUGCUGUUUUCCACAUUAGUUUGGUCAUCUUGGAGUUUGAGUUCAGAUGGUGCAGCCCUUCUUGCUCUGUCCAAAAGCCUCAUACUGCCAAGGUCCCUAAGGUCCAACUGGAGUGCUUCUGAUGCAACUCCUUGUACAUGGAACGGUGUUGGUUGCAAUGGAAGGAACAGAGUCAUUUCUCUUGACCUAUCAUCAUCACAGGUUUCAGGAUCUAUAGGACCAGAUAUAGGGCGUCUGAAAUACCUGCAAGUUCUCAUUUUGUCUACUAACAACAUAUCUGGUUUGAUUCCUCUAGAAUUAGGCAACUGCAAUAUGCUUGAACAAUUGGAUUUGUCCCAAAACUUGCUUUCUGGCAAUAUACCAGCAUCAAUGGGCAACCUCAAGAAAUUGUCAUUACUGUCACUGUACUCUAACUCUUUGAAUGGAACAAUACCAGAGGAGUUGUUCAAGAACCAGUUUCUGGAGGAAGUGUACCUACAUGACAAUCAGCUCAGUGGUUCGAUACCCUUCGCGGUUGGUGAAAUGACAAGCCUUAAGUCAUUGUGGUUGCAUGAAAAUUUGUUGUCUGGAGUUUUGCCCAGUUCAAUUGGCAAGUGCACUAAGUUGGAGGAGCUGUAUCUACUCUAUAAUCAACUGAGUGGCAGUCUUCCAGAAACCUUGAGUGAGAUCAAAGGCCUCAGGGUUUUUGAUGCCACUAGAAAUAGCUUCACAGGCGAGAUCAAUUUCAGUUUCGAGAACUGCAAGCUGGAAAUAUUCAUCUUGUCAUUCAAUUAUAUAAAGGGAGAAAUUCCAUCAUGGCUGGUGAAUUGCAGGAGCUUGCAACAGCUUGGAUUUGUCAAUAAUAGUCUGUCUGGCAAAAUUCCAACUUCUAUUGGCUUAUUGACCAACCUCACAUAUCUUUUACUUUCACAGAACUCCCUGUCUGGGCCGAUUCCACCUGAGAUUGGUAAAUGCCGGUCGUUGACAUGGCUAGAGUUGGAUUCAAAUCAGCUGGAGGGCACUAUUCCUAAAGAGUUGGCAAAUUUAUGGAACUUAACGAGGCUCUUUCUCUUUGAGAAUCGUCUCAUGGGAGAGUUUCCUGAGAAUAUUUGGAGUAUCCAAACCCUCGAGAGUGUGCUUAUUUAUAGCAACGGAUUCACAGGGAAGCUGCCUUCAGUGUUAGCUGAGCUGAAGUACCUGGAGAACAUUACACUGUUUGAUAAUUUCUUCACUGGAGUAAUACCACAGGAGCUGGGUGUUAAUAGCCCCUUGGUGCAGAUAGAUUUCACAAAUAACAGUUUUGUUGGUGGUAUCCCACCAAAAAUUUGUUCAGGAAAAGCAUUGAGAAUUCUGGACUUGGGGUUUAAUCAUCUCAACGGUAGCAUCCCAUCCAAUGUUGUGGACUGCCCAAGUCUGGAGAGAGUCAUUGUCGAAAACAAUAACCUUGAUGGGUCUAUUCCGCAAUUUAAAAACUGUGCAAAUCUAAGUUAUAUGGAUCUGAGCCACAAUUCCUUAAGUGGUAACAUUCCUGCAAGCUUCAGCAGAUGUGUAAACAUUACUAAGAUAAACUUGUCAGAGAACAAGCUGUCUGGCGAAAUUCCAACUUUUCUCGGUUUAUUGAGCAACCUCAGAUAUCUUAUACUUUCUCAAAACUCUCUGUCUGGUCCGAUCCCUCGUGAGCUCGGAAACUUGGUGAAUCUGAAACGACUAAUUCUCAGAGAUAACAAUCUUAGUGGAUCAGUUAUGUAAUUCGAAGAUAGUUGUAAUGUUUUUUACUGA